Bradysia coprophila is the source of this 1850-nucleotide messenger RNA. RefSeq names its product ubiquinone biosynthesis protein COQ2, mitochondrial (gene Coq2). Gene Ontology annotation, biological process: ubiquinone biosynthetic process. NCBI's taxonomy places the organism in Eukaryota, Metazoa, Arthropoda, Insecta, Diptera, Sciaridae. Gene Ontology annotation, cellular component: mitochondrial inner membrane. Gene Ontology annotation, molecular function: 4-hydroxybenzoate polyprenyltransferase activity. The record is from RefSeq and is a predicted model, not a curated record.
GCAUGCGCAUGUUUUGUGUGAAUUUAACCUCGAAUAUGAAUGAGUGUGAGGGUAUGAAUAGCGAAAAAAACAUCGAGCAAAAAACGCGAUUGGUUAUGGUAGCAAAAAAUUAAGUAACAAGAUUAAGUUCGCUCAGGUAACCUCUGAACAAACAAUUGGUUCCGGGCUAACGUUGCAAUUACAUAUAUUAGAAAACCAGUUACCAAUACUAUUGCUAUCAAUAGAACGGAGUAGUAAAAAAUGCAAAUUUCCGAGUGUGUUAUCGAUGAAAUUAAGUUCUAAACGAUUGGUGGUUCUAUAUUUGAAUUAUAAAUGUGAAACACGAUACUCCGAGUGAAAUUGUUACUAUGAUGAGAAAUAUAGCAUUACGGCGCAGUUUUCUAACCGCACUCAAUUCGGUGACACAACACCGAAGAUGCAUUCAAUUGUCGUCAAAAUUUAUGCCAAAGAAAACUUCAGAGCACUGUUCGUAUCCGAUCAUUUUAUCACCACACAUCAAUAAAUGGACGGUGCGCUGCUUGUCCACAAAUAAAUCAAAUUUCAAUGCUACCACCGAUUCUGUAAGUAUACCGAAAUGGAAGGGAAUUAUUCAAAACAUAUCGCCGUAUGCGCGACUAAUUCGAUUCGAUCGGCCCAUUGGUUCCUGGCUACUGUUCUGGCCGUGCGGAUGGAGCAUUGCGCUGAGUGCUGCACCGGGCGCUUGGCCAGAUCCAGUUAUGCUCGGACUGUUUGCUACCGGAGCAUUUGUGAUGCGUGGUGCUGGAUGUACGAUAAAUGAUAUGUGGGACAAGGAUAUCGAUAACAAAGUGGAGAGAACGAAGAAUCGCCCACUGGCUUGUGGCGAAAUAACGCAAUUGGAUGCUUUAGUGUUUUUAUCCGCGCAACUGGGUAUUGGUCUGCUGGUGUUGCUGCAAUUGAAUUUGUAUUCGAUAUUACUGGGAGCUAGUUCGUUAGGUUUAGUUGUAGUGUACCCACUAAUGAAACGUAUAACUUAUUGGCCACAAUUGGUACUUGGAAUGGCUUUCAAUUGGGGAGCAUUGCUGGGAUGGAGUGCCACUCAAGGUUCGGUGAUGUGGUCGGCUUGCCUUCCCUUAUAUGCUGCAGGUGUUUGUUGGACUAUCGUUUAUGAUACGAUAUACGCUCAUCAGGACAAAGUGGACGACAUACUGGCUGGCAUCAAAUCGACAGCUCUGCGUUUCGGUGACAAUACAAAGAUUUGGUUAACAUUUUUCUCCACCGGUAUGAUUAGUGGAUUGACUACAGCGGGUCUAGUCUGUGAUCAAACGUGGCCAUACUACACAACUGUUGGUUUAGUUGGCGCCCAUUUAGCACAACAAAUUUAUUCGCUGAACAUCGACAAUCCGAGCGACUGUGCUCGAAAGUUUAUUUCGAAUCACCAAGUGGGCCUGUUACUGUUUGUGGGCAUUGUGUUGGGCACCUUGUUGAAAACGGAAAAUAAAAGUGAAAAGACAAAGUCCGUGUUACCAGCAACUGCAACGCUGUUGCCAAAAUUUAACAGUGAUAAGUUGAUUCAAAGAAUUUCUAGUUAAACAAUGUUAGGGGCUCACGCCUGACGUUCUGGCCGUAACUGUUAUGGAACUGCAAACUAAAUGUGAGGAAAAUUUUAUAUUUGUCAUAAGAAGUGUAAACCAUAGGUUAAAUAAUACAAAUUGGCCUGUUGUAGCGUUAUACAUCAGUAUUUGAAUAAGCUGGUAUAAUCCCAAAUUGUUAAAUGUUACUGAACCAUUUCGGUCAAACCUCUUGCCCCAUAGUUCAAAUAAGAAGAUUUCCUUUAUUUAUUUUCUAAGUUGAACGAUACCAAUAAAAUCCUAAGAAACUAUGACACUGAA